GUCUCCAUUGUUGAUAAAAUGUCCUCUCAGUCUGAAAAGGAUCUCUGCUGUCCCGUCUGCUACGACAUCUUCAGAGAUCCCAUCAUCCUCUCAUGCAGCCACAGCUUCUGCAAAGACUGUCUGCAGACGUGGUGGAGGGAGAAUCCAGUGCACACCUGCCCGCUUUGUAAGAAGACAAACCUGUUAGAGGAUCCUCCCUGUAACCUGGUGUUGAAGAACCUGUGUGAGGCCUUCUUACUGCAGAGAGAUCUCAAAGCUUCUGCAGAGUCUGAGCCUCUCUGCAGUCUGCACUCUGAGAAACUCAGACUCUUCUGCCUGGAUCAUCAGCAGCCAGCGUGUGUCGUCUGUCGGGAUUCAAAAGCACACAAAAACCACAAGUUCAGCCCAAUUGAUGAAGCUGCACAGGAUCACAGAAAGGAGCUCCAGAGACGUCUGAAGCCCUUACAGGAUAAACUGGAAAUCUUUCAACAUGCUAAAGGAAACUUUGUUCAGACAGCAGAACACAUUAAGGUCCAGGCCCAGCAGACAGAGAGGCAGAUUAAGGAGCAGUUUAAGAAGUUUCAGCAGUUUCUGCAAAAUGAAGAGGAGGCCAGGAUCACUGCUCUGAGGGAGGAAGAGGGGCAGAAGUUGAGUAAGAUGAAGAAGAAAAUUGAGUCUCUGAGCAGAGAGAUAGAAACUCUUUCAGAAACAAUCCGAGCCACAGAGGAGCAGCUGAGAGGCAAAGAUGUCCCCUUCCUGCAGAACUACAGGGCUGCAGUGAACAGAGCCCAGCAGCACCCCCUGCUGGAUGAUCCACAGCUGGUCUCAGGAGCUCUGAUAGAUGUCGCCAAACAUGUGGGUAACCUGGCCUAUAACAUCUGGAACAAAAUGAAGGAGAUGGUAUCCUACAGUCCUGUGAUCCUGGAUCCAAACACGGCUGAAGCUCACCUCAUCCUCUCUGAAGAUCUGACCAGUGUGAGUCUCGGAGAGAGGCAGCAGCUUCCUGCCAACCCAGAGAGAAUUGAUUCACACCACUGUGUCCUGACCUCUGAGGGCUUCGACUCAGGGAUUCACUGCUGGGAUGUUGAGAUCAGAAAUGAUCAGAAUCGAUUCUGGGCAAUUGGUGUGGUAAAGGAGUCUUUUCGGAGACAAGGAAUAGUACAGACUGGAUACUGGGAAUUAUGUCUCCUUGAUGGCAAAUACACAGCAUCCACCCCUCCACCUCCAUUUAAAGCUCUGUCAGUGAAGAAGCUGCAGAGGGUCCGAGUCCAGCUGGACUGCGACAGAGGGAAGCUCUCCUUCUUCGAUCUGGACACCAACACACACAUUCACACCUUCAAGCUCAGCUUCACCGAGAAGCUCUUUCCAUACUUUGGAAACCACAACAAGCUACCCCUGCAGAUCUCAGCAGUGCCUGUAAGAGUGGAGCAGCACACAGCCCCUCUGCCAACAGGACUUUGGUUUAGUUAG
Molecule: messenger RNA, 1449 nt
Organism: Archocentrus centrarchus (flier cichlid)
Lineage: Eukaryota; Metazoa; Chordata; Actinopteri; Cichliformes; Cichlidae
Product: tripartite motif-containing protein 35-like
Exons: 1
Coding region: 19-1449 (476 amino acids)
Molecular function (GO): protein binding; zinc ion binding
Source: RefSeq, a predicted model, not a curated record